Messenger RNA from Sphaerodactylus townsendi, 3108 nucleotides. RefSeq names its product transmembrane serine protease 2 (gene TMPRSS2). Gene Ontology annotation, cellular component: membrane. The transcript has 14 exons. The coding region runs from base 288 to 1757 and encodes 489 amino acids. NCBI's taxonomy places the organism in Eukaryota, Metazoa, Chordata, Lepidosauria, Squamata, Sphaerodactylidae. Gene Ontology annotation, molecular function: serine-type endopeptidase activity; protein binding. The record is from RefSeq and is a predicted model, not a curated record. Gene Ontology annotation, biological process: protein autoprocessing.
AAGGUUCGCCUUCCCUCUCCUUUGUGGGCGAGUGCUGCGAAAUGCAAAGAUCUCACCUCGCUUACCCGGUCGAUUAUUGGAAUAGCAUACUUAAAGCGCAAAGGCCGUUUUGAUCGGAACUCUGCCUGCGUUUUUUCCUCGUCCUCUUUGGUUGCGAGCACACAUGCAGCUGUGUCUCAUCAUCGGGGGUCUCUCCAUUAGUACAACUGAAGCUCGUGUUUAUUUAAAGGCACUCUGCAUAGGAGAUAGAGGUAUACAUUUCCAAGAAGUGCAUUCUGAAAAUCAAGAUGGCAUCAGAUUUGAGGCCACCUCCAUAUUAUGAAAACUAUGCUUAUCAGCCAGAAAACCCUACUGCACCCAGACACACCGGUGGCUUUUAUACGUAUCAUACAUCUCCAUAUUGUUCAGCAACAGUACCACAUUAUAUCCCAAGAGUUUACACUCAACCCUCAGCUCCAGCAGCUACAAUAGUGCAUCCUGUUUCUUCAUCUGGAAAAAUCUGUACAGCAAGAGUUAGGAAAGUCCUGUGCCUCAGUCUGUCAGUUAUAAUUCUGCUAGUAGGAGCUGCAAUUGCAGGCAUCUUCAUCUGGUACUUUGUGGCGGACAGUUGUUUUGGAUCCAAAAUACGGUGUGGCACUCUAUCAAGGUGUGUGUCACCAUCUCAGUGGUGUGACGGAGUGAACGAUUGCCCUAAUGGUGAAGAUGAAAAUCGUUGUGUAAGGCUCUAUGGACCAAGAUUUCUCCUGGAAGUCUAUUCAUCAGAAAGCAAAGAUUGGUACCCUGUAUGCUCUGAUGACUGGAAUGAUAACUAUGGGAAGACAGCCUGUGUCGACAUGGGAUAUAACAAGGACACUUAUUUCAACAGCAAGGCAACAAAACCCAUAUCUCCAUUUACAAGCUUUAUGAAGCUAAAUACAAGUGCUGAGGAUACAGAUCUCUACAAGAAACUGUAUAACAGCAAGCUGUGUUCAUCAGGAAAUGUGGUCUCGUUAAGAUGCAUAGAAUGUGGCUUGUCAACAAAAAAACCAAAUCCUCGUAACAGAAUUGUGGGUGGAAAUGUAGCUGCACAUGGGGAAUGGCCAUGGCAAGUCAGCCUUCACAUUCAAGGAAAUCAUCUGUGUGGUGGGUCUAUUAUCACUCCUGAAUGGAUUGUUACAGCAGCUCACUGUGUAGAAGGGUCACACUCCCAACCAUCCUACUGGAAAGUUUAUGCUGGAAUUCUGCUUCAGAAUGAAAUGCUCCGUUCAAGGGGUCACAGAGUAAUCAAAAUAAUCUCUCAUCCGAACUAUGAUUCAGACUCUAAAAACAAUGAUGUCGCUCUUAUGAAGUUGCAGUCUCCUCUGAGUUUUGAUGAAGUUAUAAGGCCAGUUUGUUUGCCCAACUCAGGGAUGAUGUUUCAGCCUGCCCAGCACUGUUGGAUAUCCGGAUGGGGAGCACGACGUCAAGGAGGGAAUACCUCAAAGGACCUCAAUGCUGCGAUUGUACCUCUGAUAGAAUCCUCUAGAUGUAAUGCUAGACAAGUUUAUAAUGGACACAUUCUGCCUACUAUGAUUUGCGCUGGUUAUCUCGAAGGAAAAGUGGAUUCCUGUCAGGGCGACAGUGGUGGUCCAUUGGUAACUGAGAAAAAUGCCCUUUGGUGGUUAGUAGGUGACACAAGUUGGGGAACAGGCUGUGCGAGUGUAAAUAAACCUGGAGUUUAUGGUAAUAUGACUCAGUUCACAGACUGGAUUUACAGAAAUAUGCAAGCAAACACAUGAUGAUGGUCUGCCCUGCAUCCCUUCCAUGAAUGAAGAAUCUUUUUCACUAGUGAUGGAUCUUUGUAAUUCAUUUUAAUAAAUACCUUUUAAAAAGAAUUCUAAGUCAUCAGGUUGGCUGGUAGCAUUUGCACUGACAUCCAGCUUAAUAAAGGUUUAAUGAAAACCUCUCUACUUAAUGUGAUGCCUAUCAGCCCUUUACUCAAACUUAUUAUUGAACUUUCAUUUCUUAGAAUUGCCAGUCAGGUUUUUUAAAUUCUAAAUUAUAAUAAACAAUUUUGUAAAUUGCAGUUUUCUAUAAAUGUAUCAAGAAUGUUACUUGUUUUCUUCAUGUUAUUUAAUGUUGUAUAUCCAUAACACAAGUGUCUGGGCUGGUGGCUAGUCCAGGAUUUCAGGGGUGGUGUGAAAAACCACAUGGAUAAGAUGGCAGACGAUUUUUCUCCAAAGUACCAUUGAGAGAAGGAAAAUUCUUCAGAUAUAUAUGUUCAAGUAUUUAAAAUUCCUCAUGCUCAUUAUGGGUGUGGUGCUGCUUCUGAGAUCAUGUGUGUGUGUGUGUGUGUGUGUGGAUAUAUAUAUAUAUAUAUAUAUAUAUAUAUAUAUAUAUAUAUAUCCAUUUUGAUAUAUAUAUAUAUCCAUUUUGAAUGGAACUUCCCCUUCUGUGAUGUUAAAAAUAACCAAUUAGUGUGACUUCCAAAAUAGUGAAGACCGUGAACUCUGAUUUGUGCUGUUGUUGAACAAGGCAUUCCAGAAUUGUGUGCCUGCAUGAGUAACUUCCUUAGCAUUCAAAAGGCUGGAAUAAUGGUUGUUUUGGCUUGCGUUCGAUGCAUCUGCAGGCAAAGAAAGCAGCAAAUAAUGAAGAAUUGAUGGCUUGUCAACUGCUUAUGAAAGUAAUACCCAUUUAAUCAUGUAACUACCUCAUUUUAUAAACGUAUUUGUGCUGAGCAAAUCUUGUUUUUUAACUGAUUCAUUUAUAUAAGGUUUUUUAAAUGAAGGCAGAAAUUAACUUGUUACCACAGACCUAGACAAUCUGAUUAGCACAAUAAUAAUAAACCUGUUGAACUAGGCUUUGCUUUGAAUGUGAUGGACUGAAACAACAGUGCUGCUACUGACAUGUACUUCAGUGUUCCUGCUGUGGGAAGACUUCAACUUUUGCUGAUAUAAUAUGUACUCAAGUGCCAUUGAAAUGAUAACUUAUUUUAAAGUAGACAGAGUAAUUGAAUUUAAGGCGAACCUAUACAAAUGAUGCAUAAUUGUUAGAGGGGUUUUGCUGUUAUUUUAAGUAGCGAGUGUUUGUGCUACAGCAUUUGGAACAGAAUUGUAUCUUGCAUUCAAAUAAACUUUUUUGCUAAUUUUU